CAUACAGUCACAUUUUACAGGCUUAUGGCAACGAGAAGACAAAGGAAAGUAUGCGGAUAGCGGAGGCGUUCCUUCGGAGCAUUAUGGAGGAAGAAUCCAGCGAACGUGGUUGGAGGACUUCCGGCACGCGUCAGUCGACCCUAGAGCACGUCUACCGCCCGCUCAUGCUUGCUUACACACGGCAACAGCAACCCGAAGAGGUCGAGAGAUUAUUCGAGGGUAUGAUACAGGCUGGUGGGGAACCGUCCUUGGGGACACUCACGAUGCUCCUUGAUGCAUAUCGAAGAAGCGGUGAUAUUGAAUCUGUUCACGAUAUUUGGCCGCAGAUUUGGCAACUAGCCCUUCGUUUCUCAAAUUUAGGUUCCUU
This is a messenger RNA of Serpula lacrymans var. lacrymans S7.9, 367 nucleotides long. RefSeq lists its product as uncharacterized. The annotation marks the transcript as partial. The transcript has a single exon. NCBI's taxonomy places the organism in Eukaryota, Fungi, Basidiomycota, Agaricomycetes, Boletales, Serpulaceae. The record is from RefSeq and is a predicted model, not a curated record.